Molecule: messenger RNA, 516 nt
Organism: Dentiscutata erythropus
Lineage: Eukaryota; Fungi; Glomeromycota; Glomeromycetes; Diversisporales; Gigasporaceae
Source: the annotation of a GenBank genome assembly
AUGUUUAUUGCAACACUCAAAGAAAACGUAAAAAAUGAAACACCUGAACAACGCGAAGUACAACGACUUCGAGAUCGCGAAAGAAAGCGCGAAAAAAGAGCUAAUGAUGGUGUGAAUGAUGGUGAGAAUGAUAUAAAUAAUGGCAUGAAUGGUGCGAAUAAUCGAGUAAAUGAUGCGAAUGUUAUAAUUGAUGAUGUGAAUGGAGUAAAUGAUGAUGUGAAUGAUGGUGUUAACGAUGAUAUGAAUGAUGAUAUGAAUAAUGAUAUGAAUAAUAUGAAUAAUGGUAUGAAUAGUGCGAAUAUUGUAAUUGAUGGUGUAAAUGAUGUGAAUGAUGUGAAUGAUAGUGUAAAUGGUGUUAAUGGUGGUAUGAAUAAUAGUAGUGAACAAAUGAGACAAGAAAGUCGAUUAACUAAUGAUGAGCAAGAAAUGCAACAUGCCAAUAUUCAGGAGAUACAAAUUAGUACAACUACACCUGUUGAACUACUUUCUGCCGCUGAUCUUAUUGUACGCCGCUAG